This is a messenger RNA of Pelobates cultripes (western spadefoot toad), 603 nucleotides long. The record is from the annotation of a GenBank genome assembly. NCBI's taxonomy places the organism in Eukaryota, Metazoa, Chordata, Amphibia, Anura, Pelobatidae.
AUGGGAGGAGGGCGCAAGACUAAGCAUGGCGCGGAGGUAGCGCCAAUCUUUCGCGCCCGCAAGGAGGAGAGCUCACGUGGGGAAGAUGGCCGCGAGGAGGACUCAGAUUCGGCGGCAAGUGACACCAGCCGCACGGCAGCCGCAGCACCUCUUACAAAAGCUGACCUCAGGCACCUGCUGCAGGAGAUCAAAACCAACAUGGCUGCAGAGUUUUCCAGACACCUGACUCCCAUCACUGAAAGCCUAAAUGACCUCACACGCAGAACUACCGCCAUUGAAGACCAGCUGGACCGCACCUCCAUGCAGGCACAGACAAACGAAACCGCCAUCUCAGCACUACAAGACCAGGUACACCUGCUGGAGGAGGCCCAAGAGGACCUCAAUAACCAUUCCCGCCGCAACAAUAUACGAAUUCGCGGGGUGCCAGAGACGGUUGGAAUAGACAUGCUGGCCCCCACUUUGAGAGAGCUUUUCUGCAGCCUACUCCCAGAGGCCUCACCAGCCGAGCUCCUACUAGACAGAGCCCACGGGCCCUUAAAGCACCCCUCCCGAAUGCAACCCAGCCCAGGGACAUCAUCAUCUGCAUGCACUAUUUCCAUAUAA